AUGGCCAACAACAACAACACUACUUUUACCAUUACAAAUCCCAGUGAAAUCUUCGAUUCGUUAUCCUUGGAGCGAUUACAGCAACAGUGUCCUCCGGCUAUAAAGUCCUGCUCGAAACAACAGCCAAAUAUCAGCGUCAGCUUUGGCCGAUUGUCUCCGAGUAAGUGCUGGCUUUUGGGCAUCCUGCUGGUACUCACCAUUGCCAGUAGCUGGCCAACGGAAACGUCUGCCGCUCCACGCAAAGCUCGAGGAAUACACCUGAUCUAUCCGCGACGUAGCCAAAACCAAAAUCAAAAUCAAAUUCAAAAUCAUAACCAUCAUCAUCACCAGCAUCAGAGAUCGAUAAAGGCCAAUAUCGUGCCAUUGCUAACAAAUCAAUCGAAGGAUCAGAAAAGCUGUUCAGCAAUCGAAAUGACGGCCAAUGCCACAGCUCUUCAGGUGGCUCACGAGGUGGCCUAUAAUACACGUGAAGCUGUCCUUUGCCUGACCAAAGAAUGGCUGAAGAACGUAAAGAAAACCACACUGAGUGGUAUCAUUAAGGCAUAUUCCUUGCACACCAUGGCCGUCAAGCAUCCGUUGCAAUCGGAAGUGGAAAAGGUUGUGUUCGAUGAAUCAACGGAAACUUUUGUCUAUGAUGGCCCCGUUGGCAGUAUCGAGGAUGAGGUGCCCAAGAUUAUUGAUAGCGUUCUGGUUUUGGAGGCCCUCUUCGAGAAGAUUAACUUCCAGGAUAUGGCAUUGAAAUGCUAUUUCGGUGUCUUCACGCAAUUCUUUCAUCACAAUAUCCAUGAAGCUCUAAGUGUGGCCGACAUGAAGAUUCCCUGCAAUCCAGGACAGUCCGAGUACAAUGAAAAUUACAUAAUGCCAGAGUUUGGUGCUGCCAUGGAAACCAUUAAGGUAUUCACCAUUCUCGAGCACAAGUACAACCAACUGCUGAACCGAUCGCUGCAAGAGUAAGAGUUAGUCAGUCAGUCAGUCAGUCAGCUGGUCGAAAGGAUAGUCCGAUGUUCCAGUUGCAACAUAGCCAUACCAAAAAUGAAAACGCCUCCGAUGAUGAUGAUGUAAAUGAUGAUGAUGAUGAUGAUACGCACUGUAAUCUCAAGCUGCUAUGUAUGAGGCUAACACCUCGUAUUCGUAUAUCCAAACUCCUAAUUGGAUCUGCCUUAGACCCUAUUAUUUAUUAUAACUUAUUGCCCCUUAAAAAAACACACACACACACCACCACCACCCAACCCCCAUUCGUAUUUAUAUAUCGCUUUCGCAUCCUAUUUAUAUACAUAUCACCAUACUCCCACACACACACACAUUCACCGCCUCGCAGGCUCGAUAACUUAUGAAAACUAUUACUUAAGUGUAUUUUUUUUUAAUAUAUAUACUAUUAUAUUAUGAUUAUUAAUAAAUUAUAAACUGAAUAUGCGCAUUAACUGAAAGG
Drosophila eugracilis is the source of this 1429-nucleotide messenger RNA. RefSeq lists its product as uncharacterized. NCBI's taxonomy places the organism in Eukaryota, Metazoa, Arthropoda, Insecta, Diptera, Drosophilidae. The transcript is spliced from 3 exons. The coding region runs from base 1 to 954 and encodes 317 amino acids. The record is from RefSeq and is a predicted model, not a curated record.